Penaeus vannamei (Pacific white shrimp) is the source of this 474-nucleotide messenger RNA. Lineage: Eukaryota; Metazoa; Arthropoda; Malacostraca; Decapoda; Penaeidae. The record is from RefSeq and is a predicted model, not a curated record.
AUGAUUAGCAUUAUCCUUCAAGGUUCGGUCGAUGGGGGGAGCAGAAGGAGUAGGGCGCAAAGGGAACAUAUAAGCCCUUCGGUCCUCAAGAUUCGGCAGUCCAGGAGCUCACGAAGACCACGGCCAAGCUCCUCAGGGUCCUUCUCCCUCGACGCUCCCUUCAGAUGCGGUUCCUCGCCCUCGUCCUCCUCCUGGCUCUCGCCGUCGCCUUCGUCGGCGCCAAGUCCUUGGCCUGCUGUGGCGGCGGAGGUCACCACGGCGGUCACGGAGGAGGCAACGGAGGUCACCAUGGAGGUCAUGGCGGUGGAGGCUUCGGCGGAGGCUUCGGAGGCGGUGGAGGACUGGGAGGCGGAGGAGGCUUUGGCGGAGGCUUCGGAGGCUGAAACUUCAGAGGAAACAGUGACGAGGAACACGUGACCAACAUGUCGUGCUUGCAGUGGUUUUCCUGAAUUUUCCCUCUAAUGGUCUUUCUCC